AUGGUGCGGUCUACUUUGAAGGAUGCACAAGAUCUUAUCCAUGCUCUUUGGUCUGCCUAUUCUGCAACCCCGACAAAUCUCAAGAUUAUUGAUCAUUAUGUUGUGUUUGCUGUCUUCACUGCCCUCAUCCAGGUAGUUUACAUGGCUUUGGUGGGAACGUUUCCAUUUAACUCCUUCCUUUCAGGAGUUCUUUCUUGCAUAGGUACUGCAGUUCUGGCUGUUUGUCUGCGGAUCCAAGUGAAUAAAGAGAACAAGGAAUUCAAGGACUUUGCACCCGAGCGCGCUUUUGCGGAUUUUGUUUUCUCCAAUGUGGUGCUCCAUUUGGUGAUCAUGAACUUCCUUGGUUAG
Lathyrus sativus (Indian pea) is the source of this 348-nucleotide messenger RNA. NCBI's taxonomy places the organism in Eukaryota, Viridiplantae, Streptophyta, Magnoliopsida, Fabales, Fabaceae. The record is from the annotation of a GenBank genome assembly.